This is a messenger RNA of Moesziomyces antarcticus, 1581 nucleotides long. Its product is annotated as brix-domain-containing protein. Gene Ontology annotation, cellular component: preribosome, large subunit precursor. The record is from RefSeq and is a predicted model, not a curated record. Gene Ontology annotation, molecular function: rRNA binding. Gene Ontology annotation, biological process: rRNA processing; ribosomal large subunit assembly. Bases 1 to 1581 code for a protein of 526 amino acids. The transcript has a single exon. NCBI's taxonomy places the organism in Eukaryota, Fungi, Basidiomycota, Ustilaginomycetes, Ustilaginales, Ustilaginaceae.
AUGGUCAAAAGGCGUAGGAAGACGCGCACGCAUCUCAAGGGCCCCAACAACAGCGCGGCGAGCUCUACGAAUGCGCCCAAGUCGUUCAUCAUUCGCACGGGCAAGGUGCCGCGAGCGGUGUCGGCGUUGGUGCAGGACACGCGUAAGGUGAUGGAGCCCAACACGGCGACGCGGCUGCGCGAGAGAAACUCGAACAAGCUCAAGGACUACAUCAGCAUGGCCGGUCCGAUCGGCGUCACGCACCUGCUCAUCUUUGGUCAGACGGACGCCGGUACGAAUCUGCGCAUCCUGCGUGCGCCGCGCGGCCCGACGCUCACGUUCCGCGUCAACAAGUAUGCACUCGCCAAGGACGUGCAGGCGAGCAGCAGGCGUCCGACGCCCCCGGGAAGCGAGUUUGUCACGCCACCGCUGCUCGUGCUCAACAACUUUGGUGGCGAAGAACGUCAGAUCAAGCUGCUCGUUGCCACGUUCCAGAACCUCUUCCCGCCCAUUCAGGUGCAGUCGAUGAAGCUCAGUCAGGCACGCAGAAUCGUGCUGCUCAACUACAACGCCGCCACAGGCACGAUCGACUGGCGACACUACCUCAUCUCGGUGCGUCCCGUUGGCGUCUCCAAGAGUGUGCGUCGUGUGGUUGAAGGUUCGCGUUCCGCCUCUCGCACAGGCACCAAGCGCGGUCAUCUUCCCGACCUCUCUUCCACGCAAGACAUCUCCGACUACGUUUUGGGCCGCACCAACGGCUCUGGCAGCGUAAAUGGCGAGUUUGAGACCGACGCCUCCGAGGCCGAGUCCGAAGCCGAGGACAUCGCCGACCCGCGCAACAAGGUACAUCUGCACGACCGCUACGUCGGACGCGGCAAUGCGGCCAACACGCAGAAGGCGGUGCGUCUGCGCGAGAUUGGCCCGCGCAUGGAGCUCAAGCUGGUCAAGAUCGAAGAGGGAUGCAACGAGGGUGCGGUGCUUUUCCACGAGUACAUCAAGAAGUCGGCGCAGGAGCUGACGCAACAGCACCGCGACCACGUCGAGAAGAAGAAGCUGCAGGAGCAGCGUCGACUCGAGCAGGAGCAGAACGUCGAGCGCAAAAAGGCCGAGAAGGCCGAACUUCGCAAGUCCAGCCGUCGCAAUGCAGGUCUGGCCUCCGAGAGCGAGGCGGAAGACGAGGCGGCAGACGACGAAGCCGACGAGUCGGACGACGAAGACGAAUUUGCCUACGAGGACCAGUUUGGCGAUGCCGAGGCGAUGGACAAGGACGAGGAACUGUUCGAUGAUGACCAGGAUUCCGACAGCGACGAGGAGCAGGUCGAGGAGGAAGAGGAGAGCGACGAAGAUGACGGUGGCGUGGCAUGGAACCCCAAGCGCAGCGAGUCGGGCUACGAUAAUCCGCCCGGCAUCGAACCUCACUCGGACGAGUCUGAUCUGGAACCCAUCCCAGUCGGUGGCAUGCAGCACGACUACGGAAGCGCCGAUGAAUGGCCAGAAUACUCGGAUGACGAAGAGGAGGAGGAGCAAGCACCCAAGCCCAAGAAGUCGGCACCCACAAAGUCAGCCAAACGACCAUCUGCCGGCAAGAAGGGCCGCCGCUAG